Colletotrichum higginsianum IMI 349063 is the source of this 1563-nucleotide messenger RNA. Its product is annotated as Integral membrane protein. The transcript has 2 exons. Bases 1 to 1563 code for a protein of 520 amino acids. NCBI's taxonomy places the organism in Eukaryota, Fungi, Ascomycota, Sordariomycetes, Glomerellales, Glomerellaceae. The record is from RefSeq and is a predicted model, not a curated record.
AUGGCGAGUGGUGUCAUUGCCGGGCUUCUCGCCCGCUCGCACGCGCCGUCGCCGUCACCGAAGAUGCCAGCCGACGUGCUCAAGGAGAUUGACGACACCGACGUCCCCUUCUUCAUGGCGGGCAUCCUGCUGCCCCACGCCGUCUGCACGCUCCUCAUCCUGGCCCGCGUCGUCUCUCGCGUCUGGGUCCUCCGAAAGUGGUUCAUCGACGACACCCUCAUCAUCCUCUCCUGGCUCUUCUCCACGGCCCUGUGCAUUGUCUACGGCAUCACAGCCACGACGCCCUCGCUCCUCGGCGCCCCGCCCAACGAGGCCGCCGACGCCGUCCUAAAAGACGCGAACCCAUACAUCAUGCGCACCUACCUCGGUCUCAUCUACUACCAGCUCUGCCUGUGCCUCACCAAGCUCUCCAUCCUCGCCUUUUACCUGCGCGUCUUCGUCUCCCGCCAGAGGGAGCGCUACCUCGCCUGGGCCACCGUCGCCUUCGUGCUCCUGUACGGCGCGCCCAUGCUGCUCAUGAGCUUCCUCCAGUGCCACCCCGCCCCGGGCCAGUUCUUCGGCCAGCCCAUGAUGUGCUUCGGCUUCCCCGACCUGCUCAUCUCGAGCGCCAGCCUGCACUCCGCCACCGACGCCUGGCUGAUCCUCAUGGUCGUCCCCUGCGUCAUGAGGCUCGACCUGCCCCGCCGCCAAAAGGUUGCCCUUGGCUUCGUCAUGAGCCUCGGCGUCUUCGUCAUCGUCGCCAGCAUGAUCCGCCUGCAGCUUAGCCUGCACCUGCACUACCGCCCCAACAGCGCCGCCAUACGGAACACGCUGGGCUUCUUCGUCAUGACCGUCCUCGAGUGCGACAUCGCCCUCAUCUGCGCCAGCGCGCCGACCCUCCGGCCACUGCUGGCAAGGCUGUUCCCGGGGUUGGUGAACAGCGCCAAGAAGAGGUCGCUGGAGGCGGCCGACGGGCAGAGCUUCGACCUGACGAGCUUGACAUACCACGGGUACCCGUGGUCGACGUCGAGCACGCCAUUUACGAGAAGCAGGAACGCCAGUGUCGCGAGCCACCUGAACAAGACGCGAAUGCCAGUACCGCCGGUGCCGGCUCUGACCAUGGCCCAGCGCACAGCGACGACGCUGAGCCCGGGGAACUGGAUCGCGGGCACGGCGCCGCGGACCAGGGAUCGGCAUUGUGGGAACGAUCGCAGGCCGAUGUCUGACGAGACGUGGGCGAUGAAGCGCAGCUCGUCCAUCUACUCGCAGGACUCGGUCUGGGAGGGGUUCGGCGAUGACGAUCUCGAGAGGCAGGGCGUCAUCCUCAAGACCAUGCGGGUGAGCCUCCACUCAGAAUAUAUAGCACAGCCCGAUCUUGAUCUCGGGAGGACGGAGCCGUUGAAGAUCAACCGCAUGAGCCCGGCAUCCGGGCUCAGCGGCGACACCUGGGUCGCGGAUAGGAGCAGCUCGGGUACGAAGAAUGAAAGCAUCGAUGGGGCACUGGCGAGCCGUUUACCCAAGGAAGAGGACAACGGUAAGCCUGAGGUUCCCCCGCGUAGUCCGUUGAGAGAUAGUCGGAGAUAG